AUGGCUCUCUCCGGCGAUGCGUUCCACCGAGCCAUUCUUUCCGGAAAAAAAGAGUCUCGCCGUGACGUCCUCCUCCUGUUCAAAACGCACGUGAAAAAAGAUAACGUAGAACUAGCGUCGGUGCCCCGAUACUUCGAGGCACUAGCCGUAUCCAUGAAUCUUCUGGAUCCCGAGCUCCAAUUGCUCGCGUUCAGUCUGGUGUGUCACUUGGUCAAGCGCGUCAGCAUCCAGGAUAAAAUCGGCACCAUUCUCUCGGAUGUGAGUGCGGUGGUGCUACCGCUAGUGGUGCCCAAGAUAGCCGAUGCCCGAAGCUCCGUGAAGAUGUCUGCGCGGCGGGCGUUGGAGGCGUACUGGCUCAGUUCGCCGCGGAAAACGGAACGCGCCGUUGCGGAGAUCGGGUUGAAGAACGGCAGCCUGCUUUUGGCCAACGAGUCGGUGGUGUGGUUGAACACGCUUUUGCUGAUCAACGCCAACUUGGAUCUCCAUGCGUUUUUCGAGCCGCUCGCUCGCGUGUUGGCGCGCUCUCCGGAAGACGCCAUGCUCAUCUCCAACGUAAAAAUUCUCUUUGCCAACUAUUUCGAUCUUAAACACAAUCGCCUCCAUAGGUUUGAGCUACAGAAGGUGCUCGAGGCUUUAAACGUAGAUGCUGCAUUGCGAACCUCCAUCAUAGGCACCGAUUCGCUUCUUCUGCGUGAGUAUGAGAGUAAGAGGGAACUGCCUCGCGUGCCCGUGAAGCCCGUUCUGACGUCUUCAACCCUUCCUGAACGCACUGAAGGUAAGAAAAUACAGGUUUUACCAGAGAAAAAGUUCGUCAGUCAAACUCCGAAUGAGCCUAUAAAACCUGCUCCUGAGGCAAAUACAGAUCUAGAUGUCUUACUAUCGUCUCUUGUCGGGUACUCUUUGGAGGACAAUGUUGAGCCCUUGAAUAUGGAGAAUGAAGAGGAGCUCAACGGCGCCUUCGCCAGCUGUAUGCCCUGUUUUGAAGGUAAGGAGACUGAGAAGAACUGGAUUGCGCGAGAGAAAUCAAUAUCCACAUUGCGGGCAGUAUUCCGCGGUAACUCUCGAACUCUGUUUCCGGAUGCUUUGCAGCUCAAUCUAAAGCAAUCCGCAGACGCAAUUUGCAAAGGACUCAUGUCUCUCCGCACCAGUUUGUGUUUGAAUGCAUGCCAGUUUGUGAAGGAGUUGGUUAUGUUCUUGAAGCAGGACUUCGGAGCAUUGUUGGACUUAUUUUGGCCGACCCUUCUCAAGCUUUGCUCAAACACCAAGCAUCUCACAAGCUCCAACGCACACAUCGUCAUAUCCGCAAUUUAUGCCAACACGUUUCUCUCAAACAAAUUGGCGCAGAAAAUACAAUUAUCUGCGCGGGAGAAAAGCGCAAACGUGAGAGCCUACUCCGCGUUCUGGCUGCAAAUCUACAUGAUUAGGAGCCACAAAACUUGGCCAGUUCCUCCGAGCUGUGAAAUUAUCGAAAGCGUGCUUUUCAAGUUAUUGCCAGAUCCGAAUGUGCAAGUUCGUCUGGCUGCAAAGGAUGCUUUCUGGAGGUACUACGUUUUUGCUGUUGACGCUGCUUCUAAUCUAUUGAGUCGUUUGGACUCCAACACAAUCAAAGCUUUGGAAAGGUCUCGCCCGAAACAUUGUGGCCAAACACCUUCGAUGGUACCACCUCGCAAAUCAAGACCAUCUAUCAAGGAGGCCAUUAUGGCAAAAAACAAAGAAUUGAGAGGGCGACAAUCUAUUUCUAGAAGCAGUUCCCGAAAUGGACAUACACCAUUAUUCAACACCCCGAACCAAUCCACCGACGACAUAUCACAACAUGUCUCUCAGCUGCAAGACGAAAGGUCAAGCAGCAGAGCUACAUCCGAUUUCCUUAGGUUUCAAGGAAUUCACAAUCGCCAAAAUGGUCACGAACACGAUUUGAAACUGUCUAUACAAGCAUCUCGGGAUAGUUCAUCAUUGACCUCUCAAAACGGCAAUCUUAGGCAGCUGUUCUCGCUGCAAAUGAUGGCUUUAGCUGUUUCGCAGCCAAAUCUGGAUUUAAGAGCAUCUGUACCAGAGACAGCAAAUGGCCAUCUUGCUCAGAAAGAGCCAGAACAUGUCAACCUUGAUACCAUCAAAACACUACUUUCCUCAAAGGGAUUCAAGCAGAUUCAGAGUGGUGUCGAUCAAUUGAAGUCUGUCUUGUUGACCCAAAUGUUGUUGCCAAAUGACCUCAAGGCCCAAAUACUAAGCGUUUCUGUAUCUCAUCCCCAAUGCUUCGAAACGCUUUUAUCAACCAAACUUGAAGCAGCAGGACUUGCGGACAUUCUUGGGCCUGAGGAAUUUGUUCGAACGUGCUUCGUUACUACGACAAAUCGUGAUGAGUGCUGGCUGCUCAUCUCGGGUAUUUUGAAGAGUGAUGAGAUCUUAGGAUCAAUAAACUCUCUUUUGAUUAACAUCUGUGACAUGGAUGCAAUUCGCAGCAACAAAACCUUGGUCAUGCAGCUCAUCAAGUCAAAAAGCUUAAUUCUAGCCACUCUGAUGCAUUGUUUGCUUCGAAUUAUGGAUUCUCGACUCACAGAACCACACAGUCUUACAGCAAUUGUGAGUACUUUAUUGAACUUAGUUCCUAUCGUCUACCAAACAGAUAUCAUCGACUCAUACAAAGAACUUUUAAAGAACGUGUAUGAGUCAAAUGAAGCCGAUUUCAUGGCGCAGUUGAAUAAAACUACGCAGCAGAAUCGAAGUGCUAUAAAGAGUCUACUUGGCCUUGAAACGGAAUACAAAUCAGCUUUUGAAGAUGCAUCAGCACUCAAUCCGUCCGAGUUUACCCUUAUUGCUCCGGGGAUGUCAAAUUCCUUAUCUCCAUUAAAGCACCCAUCUGACUUCACAAUGCUAUUUCCGGCAAAGGCACCAACAUCUUCUUCACUGGCUCCUAGCUCUCAUAGUAUACUGACGGGGUCACUCAAUGAACAUCAAGGAAACAAUCACGAAAUUGAUGAUAUAGAGCCUUCCAAUGGGAAGUCAAAAAAUCAAUUUCGGAACGAUUUCGUUAAUGUGCAAAAUGAGGAAGAGGUAGAACCAGAGCAUUUUGACAGAACGACUAGCGUUCCGAGCUUACCUCAUCCAACAACACAUCAGCGUUCAUUCCAGAAUAUUUUUGCGAAAUCUGAUUCUCAAGGUCUUAAAUCCGACUUCGUGGCUAAACUCAAUUCUGAUCCUGCGAAGGAUUUGGUGGAUGACUUUGCUCAAGUGAAACUAUCAAACUUCUCGAAUUCUAUUGAAUCGUUUAUCGAAAAAGUAGACCCUUUGAAUUGCAUGUCCACAAAGAGCCGUCCGAUUCAGAUUUACGAGGACCCCAAAGGCGGGUCACCUCAGAAAGCGAAAGAUUACAAGUACACAGACCUCAAUUGGUUUAACUUUCUGAUCGCACGUUUAUCUAUGACAAAUGACAGUACAGAUGAAAGCGGUCUUGAUUCGAUUUGUCAAGACCUAUCUAAGGGCUGCAUUACCUCUGGCCAGCUUGCGCAGAUCCUCAAAAACCUACAAGAUGCACAAUAUGACGAUGCAGCACAUUCUUCGCAAUUGUUGGAAGUUGAAGAUUCAUUGUGGCUUUAUCUCAGUUUUGAAACCUCCGAAAAACUCACUGCAUUGAUGAUUUUAAAGCAAUUAUUGGUUUGUCGUCAUUCAAUGAAUUUGCCCCGUGUAUGGUCUGCAUUAUUGGAGAUCAUUCUGCCAAAACAUUUAGAGAAGAUGAAUCUCAUUGAGCUGGCUCUCUCGGAGGUCUUCGAAGAAAUGAUGUGUGGAAUGUAUCCAAGUUUGGACUUGUUCGCGGUAAUUUUUGGGACACUUGAAAGCCGUUCCCAGAUUCAAGAAGAGCUCCUAUAUUUCCUUGUUGACUCAUUGCACCGGCUCCUGAAGGCCAAACCAUUCCUUUUAAUCAUCAAUCACGAACUAAUUCUGGCCAUGGAUAGUGCACUUCAUCAAUACUUGGCGCAUGAAUCAUCUCGCAUCAGAAAGAUGGUCUAUAAAACCUAUGGUGCUUUUGUAAAGGCAUCUGCUAUGCUUGCAAAAUCGACCGAGACGAGUUCUGUUGAUCAUAGUGACACAUACCAUAGUAUGACCAGCGUAAUACAGGGCUUGUCAAGCUCUGAGCGGAGCCUCGUUGAAUUUUAUGGAAAAGAUGAUGUGUCUCCACGAGUAUAG
Messenger RNA from Australozyma saopauloensis, 4182 nucleotides. RefSeq lists its product as uncharacterized. The coding region runs from base 1 to 4182 and encodes 1393 amino acids. Gene Ontology annotation, biological process: mitotic spindle assembly; astral microtubule depolymerization. NCBI's taxonomy places the organism in Eukaryota, Fungi, Ascomycota, Pichiomycetes, Serinales, Metschnikowiaceae. The record is from RefSeq and is a predicted model, not a curated record. The transcript has a single exon. Gene Ontology annotation, molecular function: microtubule binding. Gene Ontology annotation, cellular component: mitotic spindle midzone; spindle microtubule; microtubule organizing center.